ACAAACAUUCGGUCUACGCAUUCAGUCAGUACUGGAACCAGUAUUGCUCAAGUCGCGCCGAUGACGACACGUAAACGCGGUGUGACUAUUUAAUGAAACUCUGUGUCGGUCUCUGUCGGUUUGUGUCGAACGAUAAAGUGUUGGAUAGAGUGAAGAAUCAGAGUGUACAGUGUGUGGUUAUGUGGCGGCGAGUGAUAUGACAGCGUGCGCCGCCAGACGGACUCCGGCCGUCUUCAUGAGGAUACUGGUGACAAACCUGGCCCCGAGAUCAUGGUGGCUCCCGAUUCCGAGGCUCCUUCGAAUCCUCGGAUAACGAGUGCCGUAAACGAGAGCCCCUCUGCCGCCGAGGCGCGUCACAGCACCGAUCUUUAUAUACGCACCAGUUGGGUUGACGCAGCCUUAGCACUCUCAGAACUCGAAAAGGGCAACAUCGAGGGCGGGCGGACGUCUCUGUGGAUCAGGGCGUGGCUCCAGGAACAACUAUUCAUUCUCGGGUGCUUUCUCCAGGGAGACGCGGGGAAGGUUCUUUUCGUCGCUAUCCUCGUGCUUUCCACUUUCUGCGUCGGCCUCAAAUCUGCGCAAGUCCAUUCAAGAGUCGACCAACUUUGGGUUCAAGAGGGUGGAAGACUAGAAGCUGAACUCAAAUAUACAGCACAAGCUCUGGGCGAGGCAGAUUCAUCUACUCACCAGUUAAUUAUUCAAACAGCCAAAGAUCCAGACGUCUCUCUAUUACACGCCGGAGCCCUGCUAGAUCAUUUGAAGGUAGUGAAGAAGGCGAUUGGUAUUACUGUGCAUAUGUACGAUUUGGAGUGGAGGCUCAAAGAUCUCUGCUACAGUCCGAGCAUACCCGACUUCGAAGCUUACCACAUAGAGAAGAUCUUCGAUAACAUAAUACCUUGUGCCAUUAUCACCCCACUGGAUUGUUUUUGGGAAGGCUCCAAAUUGCUUGGACCCGAAUACCCUAUUUUUGUUCCUGGUUUAAAAAAAAAUAAGUUCCAAUGGACUCACUUGAAUCCACAAGAAGUAGUAGAGGAGGUGCGGAAGUUGAAGUUCCAGUUCCCACUGAGCACAAUGGAGGCUUACAUGAAGAGAGCUGGCAUCACCUCUGCAUACAUGAAGAAACCAUGCUUGAACCCGAACGAUCGCGACUGCCCUGUCUCUGCCCCCAACAAGAAAUCAGGCCAGACGCCAGAUAUAGCAGCGGAGCUGUCGCACGGUUGUUACGGUUUCGCAGCAGCUUAUAUGCACUGGCCACAACAGCUGAUCGUUGGCGGCGUCACAAGGAACAACACUUCGGCGUUGAGGAGUGCGCGCGCAUUACAAAGCGUAGUCCAGCUGAUGGGCGCCAGAGAGAUGUUCGAAUACUGGGCGGACAACUACAAAGUGCAUCAUGUGGGGUGGACGCAAGAAAAAGCGGCCGCCAUACUCGAUGCUUGGCAAAGGAAGUUUGCUUCUGAGGUUCGACAAAUGACAGCAACAGAAGAAGUUUCUUCGUUAUAUAGUUUCUAUCCAUUCUCGACGUCUACAUUAAACGAUAUUCUAGGCAAAUUCUCGGAACUAUCACUAAAGAACAUCAUCAUUGGUUAUAUGUUUAUGUUAAUUUAUGUUGCUGUUACUUUGAUGCAAUGGCGUGACCCAGUACGCUCACAAGCCGGAGUUGGUAUCGCCGGAGUAUUACUCCUUUCCAUCACUGUGGCUGCUGGAUUAGGCUUUUGCGCUUUAUUAGGUAUUCCAUUCAACGCUUCAAGCACGCAAAUUGUACCUUUCUUAGCUUUGGGUUUAGGAGUUCAGGACAUGUUCCUUUUGACACACACAUACGUGGAACAAUCGGGUGAUGUGCCUAGAGAAGAAAGGACAGGUCUGGUGCUGAAGAAGAGCGGACUCAGCGUGCUGCUCGCAUCAUUGUGCAAUGUGUUGGCGUUCUUGGCAGCCGCCCUCCUGCCUAUUCCAGCUCUCAGAGUUUUCAGCCUGCAGGCCGCCAUCCUACUCCUCUUCAACUUAGGCUCGAUGCUAUUAGUGUUCCCCGCUAUGAUCUCCCUAGAUCUUCGAAGAAGGUCAGCGGCGAGAGCAGAUAUAUUAUGUUGUUUUAUGCCAGAAAAUCCGUUGCCGAAAAGGACUAAAAACAUCCCAGAACGAUCGACAAGAGCCAGCAGAACAAAUAAGAGCAAUUGGAAGGAUUCAACAAAACAACCGUUAGACCCUGCUGUAUCAGCUGAGGAACCUAAGAAAGGUUGCUGUUUGAGUUUGUCGCUUACAAAGUGGGCGAAAAAUCAUUACGCACCUUUUAUUAUGCGUCCUGCUGUAAAGGUUACAUCGGUUCUAGCGUUAAUCGUAAUAAUUUUAACUAGUAUUUGGGGAGCAACGAAAGUCAAAGACGGUCUGGAUCUCACGGAUAUUGUACCGGAAAACACAGAUGAACAUGAAUUCUUAUCGCGUCAGGAAAAAUAUUUCGGUUUCUAUAACAUGUACGCUGUAACUCAAGGAGACUUCGAAUAUCCCACCAAGCAGAAAUUACUUUACGAAUACCAUGAUCAAUUUGUAAGAAUACCAAAUAUCAUUAAAAAUGACAAUGGAGGUCUUACAAAGUUCUGGCUUAGCCUAUUCAGGGAUUGGCUACUCGAUUUACAAGCGGCGUACGACAAAGAAGUCGAAAGCGGAUGUAUAACAAAAGAAUAUUGGUGCAAGAAUGCUAGCGAUGAAGGCAUACUGGCAUACAAACUGAUGGUGCAGACGGGACACGUGGACAGUCCCAUCGACAAAUCACUUAUUACGAUAGACACGAAAGAUGGUCACAGAUUGGUUGAUAAAGACGGUAUUAUAAAUCCAAAGGCGUUUUACAAUUACCUAUCAGCUUGGGCUACAAAUGAUCCUUUGGCGUAUGGAGCUUCACAAGGUAACUUGAAACCUCAACCGAAGAGAUGGACUCAUUCGCCUAAAGAUGUGGAUUUAAAGAUACCGAAAUCUUCACCUCUUAUGUACACACAACUUCCUUUCUAUUUGGCUGGGCUCAGUGAUACUGAGAGUAUCAAGAUGCUGAUAAUGUCAGUGAGAGAGUUGUGCUUGAAAUUUGAAGCGCUGGGACUGUCUAAUUUCCCGUCUGGUAUUCCUUUCCUGUUUUGGGAGCAGUAUUUGUAUUUGAGGACUUCAUUGCUCCUGGCCCUCGCUUGUGCAUUAGCUGCCGUAUUCGUGGCCGUUAUGAUCCUGCUAUUAAAUGGAUGGGCAGCGCUGCUGGUGACUCUCUCGUUAGCGACAUUGGUACUACAGCUACUUGGGACGAUGGCUCUGCUCGACGUGAAGUUGUCAGCUGUCCCCGCUGUACUAUUGGUCCUCGCCAUCGGACGCGGAGUGCAUUUCACCGUACAUUUAUGUUUGGCAUUCGUUACAUCGGUUGGCUGCAAGCGGCGUAGGGCGUCGCUCGCUGUCGAGUCGGUGCUAGCACCAGUCGUUCACGGAGCGCUAGCUGCAGCACUCGCAGCCUCUAUGUUGGCUACAAGUGACUUCGGUUUCGUUGCGCGACUUUUCCUGAGAUUGCUCUUGGCGCUGGUGUUGCUGGGCCUCGUUGAUGGAUUGCUGUUCUUCCCUAUAUUACUGUCCAUAUUGGGACCAUCUGCUGAGGUCCGUCCUCUAGAACAUCCCGAACGGUUAUCCACUCCAUCUCCGAAGAGUUCUCCAGUUCACCAAAGGAAGUCAAGUUCAAGCACGAGUGGUGGGGAUAAAUCCAGUCGCACCAAUAAGUCUGCUCCACGGCCCAGUGCUCCGUCCCUUACCACCAUUACAGAGGAACCUCCAAGCUGGCACAGCUCGGCUCCGUCUGUACAAUCGUCUAUGCAGUCAAUAGUGGUACAACCGGAGGUUGUAGUUGAAACAACGACAUACAACGGAAGUGAUUCUACGUCCGGAAGGUCGACGCCUACAACGAAGACGUCGUCACAUCCUGGUGCUAUUACCACUAAGGUAACCGCUACGGCCAACAUAAAAGUGGAAGUGGUGACACCGAGCGACAGAAAAUCCCGCCGGUCCUAUUAUUAUUACGACCGCCGCAGGGAUCGCGAUGACGACCGGGACAGAGACCGCGAACGAGAUCGCGAUCGGGAUAGGGACAGAGACAGAGACAGAGACAGAGAUAGAUCGAGGGAGCGCGAUCGCAGGGACCGGUUCCGAGACGAAAGAGAACAUCGCGCGUCACCCAGAGAAAAUGGACGUGAUUCUGGACACGAAAGUGAUUCUUCCCGACAUUGAUAUAUCUCAAUGUCGUAUAGACUUUCAUGAACGGGGAUGUUCAUGUUGACACAUACGUUACUGUAUACUUUUGUACAGUACUUAUAUGCGAUUAUAAAUCAUAUUUGUUACGCUUAUAAGAAUGACAUCUUUACCUACAGUUAUAAGAGUGUCAUAACUCUAAAUUGGAAAUGUAAAACAUGUUUUAAGGAUCGCAAUACCAUUAAUGUUCAACGCCUUAAGACAGUAUUACGCUUUAAAUUUAAGUUUUAAUCUGCAGUAAAUUAAUAUAACAUUGGAGGCUAAAUAGAUUCAGUACAUACAAUAGAAGUACUAGUAUCUCGCUCUCGACAUUAUUAUGUAUUAUUUUUAUACAGGAUGGUACUGAAAUCAUUCCAUAGAGCGUGGCACUAGCAUUUUUAUGUUAUGAUUCAGUAUGCAGCGUGUAGUUAUAUCCUACGAGUUCUAACUGUAUAGACCAAAUAUCAAUUUAAGAACUUGGUAAUUAUGUAUUUUAAUUUGUGUGUUCCUAUUUAAAAGACAUUUCCACUCGUCUCCGUGUUCACUUUGUUACAUUUUACAUCAACAAAGACUGUGGUCAAAUUUUAUUCAUAAUUUAUCAUAUUAUUAUUAUUAUUUAUUUUAUAUCUAUAAUUUUAUUAUUCUGACACCAGAGAGGUCUGUGGAAAAUCUCAGAAUUAUUGUACAAAUUAUUUAGGUAGGUGUAAUAUUAGUUAAGGCAUCUAUUUAUGAGAUUACUUAGAUAUGUAUACCUUUACUGUAUUGUUGUGAUCUUUAGGUAAACGUUUAAGACUGCAUUUAACGAUCAAACCACAGUAUUCUGUGUGCAAGAAUCAUAAACAAUGCGGUGUAUAAAGAUCAUUUAUGUACUGACAGAUAUGCUGACCUCAGUAGAAAAAAAUUAACGUUAUGACGUUUUGUGCAAAGUACUUAUUAGAUUGUAUUAAUUUAUACGUAGGUACCUAUGUAUGUAACUUAAUGAUAUUCUGUAAAUAUAGGAUUACUGUUAGUAGUACCGCACUAUAUAGUAGAGAGUGCCUGCGCCGGAGCAAUGGCAGUUUCAUACUUUUGUAUCGGUUUUAUUUUUAUACAAUUUUAACUGACAUUUUGUCGAAAAACUAGGCGAUAAUAUCAUUUAAAGAGAUUUCUAUGAAAUAAUAAAAUGAAUUAGACAUAUUUAUCAGAAUGUCUAUCAAAUUAGUACAAAUAAAGUAACUAAUCAAUGUAAACUAAAUUUGAUUAAAUAUACUUGUGCCUGUAACCUAAAUUGGAAUACGCUUUUUUAAAUGAACGAGUUAAACUGUCUACCGUAUUGAGAAAAUAAAACAUUAUGUAUUGUAUUUUUUGUUUU
Achroia grisella is the source of this 5590-nucleotide messenger RNA. RefSeq names its product protein patched (gene ptc). Gene Ontology annotation, molecular function: smoothened binding; hedgehog receptor activity; hedgehog family protein binding. Gene Ontology annotation, biological process: smoothened signaling pathway. NCBI's taxonomy places the organism in Eukaryota, Metazoa, Arthropoda, Insecta, Lepidoptera, Pyralidae. Gene Ontology annotation, cellular component: plasma membrane. Bases 271 to 4239 code for a protein of 1322 amino acids. The transcript has 16 exons. The record is from RefSeq and is a predicted model, not a curated record.